AUGAGAAAAUCACUUGCCGCUGCCUUCUCUACAAAGGCUCUGCUAGAGCAAGAAGAGAUCAUUCAGGGAUCAGUAGAUGCUUUUAUUGAAAGUAUUCGAACUCGGGUCAAGGACACCAGGGGAAUUAACAUGACCAAGUGGUUUGAGAUGCUUGCUUUUGAUAUUCUGGGGGAAAUGGCUUUUGGGGAGUCAUUUCAUUGUAUCGAAGACGGAAAGCCCCAUUUUUGGUCUGACAUGAUUGAGGAGCAUCUUUACUUCAUCACUAUACUUGAUAACCUGCGACGAUACCCAUUGAUUGCUGCAGUUGGAAAGCUUGUCCUGCCACAUCUGACAACUGGUGUUCGCAACAAACAUACCAACUACAGUAGACAAAAGGUUGCACGACGGCUCAAUAGUUCAUUUCCCCGUGCAGACUUCAUGUCACGGCUGAUUUCAAAAGUUCAAAGUCAGGAAAUGGAUAUGGAAGAGCUGACAGCGCACGCUUCAACACUUGUCAUCGCUGGAGGCGAGACGGUAGCCACCUUUCUAGCUGCCGUUACCUUCUAUUUGCUUUCAACCCCAGAGGCCUAUAAAAGACUUCGUGAUGAGAUUCGAGGCAGAUACCUUGACGUUUCGGAGAUAGAUUCGACGUCUGCAUUACAACUGCCUUAUCUUCAGGCUGUUAUAACAGAGGGGCUGCGCAUCUACCCCCCGGGUUCUCAGGGGUUUCCCCGCAUUACUCCUCCUGAGGAAGGAAUUAUGGUGAAUGGCAGCUAUGUGCCCGGGAAUACCGAAGUUUAUACGUCCGCGUGGACACUCACCCAUGACCCCCGUUACUUCCACCAGCCUUUUGAAUUUAAACCUCAGCGCUGGUUGGAUCCAGAGUGCACUGAUAAUAAAGAGGCUAGUCAGCCCUUUUCACUGGGGCCAAGAGGCUGUCUGGGGCGGAAGGCUAAUUUGAAAAUAGCUUUGCAAUGGUAG
Penicillium pulvis is the source of this 960-nucleotide messenger RNA. RefSeq names its product cytochrome P450. Gene Ontology annotation, molecular function: heme binding; oxidoreductase activity, acting on paired donors, with incorporation or reduction of molecular oxygen; monooxygenase activity. Lineage: Eukaryota; Fungi; Ascomycota; Eurotiomycetes; Eurotiales; Aspergillaceae. The transcript has 5 exons. Bases 1 to 960 code for a protein of 319 amino acids. The record is from RefSeq and is a predicted model, not a curated record.